Messenger RNA from Cucurbita maxima (winter squash), 1006 nucleotides. RefSeq names its product succinate dehydrogenase subunit 5, mitochondrial-like. The transcript is spliced from 4 exons. The record is from RefSeq and is a predicted model, not a curated record. Bases 107 to 826 code for a protein of 239 amino acids. Gene Ontology annotation, biological process: tricarboxylic acid cycle. Lineage: Eukaryota; Viridiplantae; Streptophyta; Magnoliopsida; Cucurbitales; Cucurbitaceae. Gene Ontology annotation, cellular component: respiratory chain complex II (succinate dehydrogenase).
GGAUAUCAACUCUCUUCUUUUAUUACCCGGUCAUCGAACAGCCUCUUGUCUCGAGUUAGCUUUCAAUUUUGCCGUUUCGAGGAAAAAACCGGAAGUCUCGGAGAAAAUGGUGAUUCUCAGAUCAUUAUUGCGUUCUGUUCGCGCCAGAUCUUACGUCAUCGCCGGCGUCACGCACCGGAAUUUACUAAAGAGUCACCAUCUGGCUGCCCGAAGUUUCUUCUCUCUGUUGUCUCAUCGUUCUUCUUUCUCAGAUUUUCCGCUGAGAGUUUCUUCUGCAGAUUGUGGCUAUCUAUCUGGUGUAGCGCACGCUAGAUUUUUUAGUGUUGAUGUAGUUAAUAUGCCUACAAUUGGAGAUACCAAGCUUCAGAAUGCUUUCAAGGAUUUGAUGGCUGCAAGCUGGGAUAACCUUCCCGAGUCUGUUGUCUAUGAUGUAAAGGCAGCAUUAUCUGGAAGCACUGAAGACAAGGCUGGAAAGGAAAUUGUGGAAAAUGUUUUCAGAGCAGCUGAAGCGGCAGAGGAUUUUGGUGAUAUACUUAUCAACUUGAAAAUGGAAAUUGAUGAUAGCAUUGGUGUCAGUGGCGAGGAUGUUAAGCCUUUGUCUGAUGAGCUUAAGAAGGCACUACAAACAGUUUAUGAUCGCUAUACAGCCUACUUGGAUGCAUUUGGUCCCGAGGAAAACUAUCUGCGAAAGAAAGUUGAAACCGAGUUAGGAACUAAGAUGAUAUACUUGAAAAUGAGAUGCAGUGGCCUUGGAUCCGAGUGGGGAAAGAUUUCUGUGCUGGGAACCUCUGGUCUAUCAGGGUCAUAUGUCGAGCAAAGGGCAUAAAUUUGGCUUCGUUGAAAGUUUGGCUGUAGUUGCUAGCCUACUCUAGUUUGGGUGUUUGUUUUUCAAUUUUUACUGUCUGCUUCUCUCAAAUCCAAAAAAUUGUGGAUUUAAUGGCAAUUGAAUAAGAUCUCACAUUGACAAAUGAGUUCUCAGAAUUUAACUUCCUUGCAUGUUUGUCAA